CCUCCUGAAAUUAGGAUUUAUCAUUUACGUAAUGGUCUUAGGCUCUAAAUUGGAAGAAGGCCAAUUGAUAAAAUUUUUGAAUUGUAGUGAAAUAAAAUGACAAGAUUUCCACAUCACAUCUUAGUUUAAGAGAAACUGAGAUAGAAAAUGUCAAAAGUCGAUAGACUCAUCUACAAAGUGUUUUUUGAGAAACGCUUUGAGGAUUUGUUUCUAGAAGUUAGUGACUCAGUCAAACAAGAGUUUUUCCGCUAGCGGUAACGGUCUAUUGUUUUUAAAUGGUAAAAAAAAAAAAAAAAAAAAAAAAGUCUUCCAUCUCCUGAAGAAACCGCGGAUCAAUAGUUGCCAGGAAUUUUCCUAUGAAGUCCAUUCCUUCUCUCUUUGUUUUUAUGAAGUUACCCUCAUUGUUGUGAAACCCCUCCAAUGGUCCCUCCCUCACAGUUUUUGUCACAUUGAUUAAUGAUUAAUCUUCCAUUUCCUUUUGGGUUAUUUGAUGGCAUCCAUUGCACCGCGUUCUUCUGAUCCGAAUUCCAUCUCUUCGCUCUUUCCAGCAGCCAAGUCUGAGUCUGGUAGUGAUAUUUCAUUAUCUAAUCAAACGCCUUUAAACUUCUCUCCUUCCAUAUCAUUCUUCUUUCCACCAUACAACUCUCUGUCAAGUUCUGUAUCUUCUCAAACCAAACACUACUCUCCUUAUUCCAUACCAUCAAUUUUUCCACCCACACAGUCUCAGCCAAAUUCAUUAACUAGUGAAAGACCAUUUCACGAAUUAGCUCAUUCCAUACCCUCAAUCUUCCGGCCAAACUAUUCCUAUUCGCCUCCAAAUGAAUCAACCCGGUAUCACCAUGAUCAGAAUACAUCAAACAAAAGCAAGUUGAGGCAUGAUGAGCCUAAUAUACCUCGCUGGCAACCAAUUAAAUUUCACAUCUCUGACAAAGAGGACGAGAGGAAAUUCCCACAAGAGGUUGAAGCAGUGUUCAAGAAGGCCUGCCGCGAGAGGUGGACCUACGCUAUCUACUGGGAGUUAGACUGGCCAUCCUCUCCUUGGUCGCGCACUUUCAGUGCUGCAAAAGGGUUCUACAAUGUGGACGAGGAUGAUCAAAAGUUUAAAGACAAGGCUGUCUCGUUCUUCCAGCUCAGGAGAUCAUGGCCAGGCAGCAUCAUACAUAAACUUUUCAGCACUUCGAGUUCAAAGCCCCUUUGGCUUGUUGGCGACACCCUGCUAAAGUCGAGGCAUUACCGGGCUCAACAGGGCCGGAAGGCUGGACUCCAGACCAUGUCUUGGAUACGCGUAGCGCAUGGUGUCAUGGAAUUCGGCUCAACAAAGGUAAUUCACCAGUUCAACAGGAAAAAAGGUCGUGUGUUCCCACAGCGACACGCACAAAAUGUGGACCUCACCAAUACCAUAAGAGUCAUGUCUUGGAUACGUGCGCUGCGCUGCGUCAAGGAAGUAAAUCAGGCCUGCACUCAGUCAGAUUUAUUUCCUAUCGAAAACCAUGCAGAUGCAGAGAUUGCCGAGCUGGUAUUAGAACGACUAGAUUGUGUGAGAAAUAUAAGCUGGAAUCCAGACCAUGUCUUAGAUACGCUUAGCACACAGUGCCAUGGAAUUCGGCUCAACAGAACUAAUUGACUGUCUCAACAAGGCCAUGGGAAUCAUGUCUUGGAUACACUCAAGAUUUAUUGACUAAAGUUGGAUAAGUCCGUGGUUUGUAUUUUCAAGUACCUGAAAAUUAAGAAAAUGUCAUAAUGAAACAUGGAGCACCAGUACACAUUAACUAUCAGAGUUUAGAUUCACAAGGUUUGCACUCAUCAAAGUUCUGCUUUAAUCCUGACUGUUCCACGCCUGUUUUGGGCGACCUUUUGAUGCUAUACUUAGCAUGUGUGUCCUAACAAUAGUAGUAAGUUACAGAACUGAAUUGUCUUUUGAAGAUCUCAUUGACUAUGGAGAGAUUGUAAUAUUUGUAGAUUCCACCUCUGCUGUGAAGCAGGGAUUUUUAGUUACAAUGUUGAGAAAUGUCACCACAGAAAAAUUCUGGAAUACCAAUGAGAGUUGAAGCUGGUA
Quercus robur (English oak) is the source of this 2056-nucleotide messenger RNA. RefSeq lists its product as uncharacterized. The coding region runs from base 491 to 1624 and encodes 377 amino acids. Gene Ontology annotation, cellular component: nucleus. Gene Ontology annotation, molecular function: DNA-binding transcription factor activity; transcription cis-regulatory region binding. The transcript is spliced from 2 exons. Lineage: Eukaryota; Viridiplantae; Streptophyta; Magnoliopsida; Fagales; Fagaceae. The record is from RefSeq and is a predicted model, not a curated record. Gene Ontology annotation, biological process: regulation of DNA-templated transcription.